Molecule: messenger RNA, 2592 nt
Organism: Klebsormidium nitens
Lineage: Eukaryota; Viridiplantae; Streptophyta; Klebsormidiophyceae; Klebsormidiales; Klebsormidiaceae
Source: the annotation of a GenBank genome assembly
GCGGGAUUCUGUCCUUUCGCGAGGUGUGCAAGACUGGGAAGACCAUCGUUUUGCAGGAUGCUGGUUGUUUCUCCCCGCAGGAAAGGCGCGGGGCGAGUUUGCCCGAACCGCACCCUCCCCUUGCUUUCUGCGACCCGCACGUGAGCUUGGUCAAGGCUCUAGCUAGCUCUUAGGAUGGGGCUACCAUGUGCUACCUCCCUCAGGAGACGUGACAGGAAUGUUACACAGAUGCUUCCAUCACAACAUCAUCAGAAAGUUGGAAGACAGACGGUCUGCAUUUUUAGAAGGAGAGCUGUGUCGUCUAGUGGCAGAUUGCAGCUCACGAAGGCCACCUGGGGCAGGCAAGAUUGGAGGAAGCACUGCAUUGCAUUUCUAGAGAAGAGCGGUGUGGGAUCAGAAAGGCUUAUCGUGCAUUUCAGGUUAAGGUACUGGUUGAAGCCAAGAAAGAGAGCUUCCCUUAUAGGCCAGAUCAGGCUAGCUAGCGGUGAAGCGCCUGUCAGGAAAAGUCCACCCAAGUGGAAACCAAAAAGCCUGUCGGGGUGACAAAGUUGUGCGCUUCUGGCAGCUCUAGCAGAUGGCGGCCACCCUGUUGGUGGCGGUUCUGCUGGUGCUGACAUUAUUUCAGCAUCCGGCAGUCGAGGGGUACAGGAUCCACAGAGACCGGACAGUUCGGACGAGCAGCACAGGGGGCCUCAUUCACUCUGUCGGACAGCGGCGGCUGGUGCAGAGUGCGGGGGCGUGUGGCUCAUUCCCUUCGGAUGAUCCGUACGAUGGGGCGAUAAAUGGACAGACGCCGAACACGCACGAGACGUGUUUCACGCAGAGUGGUCUGGUGCAGUACUGCUGCCCUGGUGGAACAACGCUCUGCUCGUGCCCCCAUACCCCCGUUCCUGACUCGGGGCCUUACACUUGCUACAACUAUCUCUCUGCAACAACGGCGUCAGUUCCCGCGACGGCCCCGACUGACGCCCCUACACCGACCCCAACCGUUGUCGCUCCGGCCCCCGCGGUUACGGAUACCCCCACCCCUACUCCCGCUGGGACCACCCCCGCCCCUACGUCGACCGACACCCCUACCCCGACCCCGACUUUGACGACGGCGCUUCCGAAGCUCUCCGCAACGACGGCGGCGGACCCCUCGGCUGCCCCCGCACUGGCCCCCACCGAUGCUCCUACCCCGACCCCAACCGUUCUCGCUGCGGGCACGGAUACCCCUACCCCUACCCCCGUGGUGUUGUUGACCCCUACCCCGACGACGACGGAGACCCCUACCCCCACCCCCACGGGAAGCGCUUCCAUCCCGUUGACGUUCAGUGCGGUCGUGGGGGAUCCUUCUGCUGCCCCGCUCCCGGCCCCCACCGGCGCGAGCGACCCUGUCCCCACCCCGGCGCCUACUGUGGCCGGAAUCCCUGUCUCAACCACUGCGGCGCCAGCUGUCACUACUGCCCCGCCAGCUGUCACCACCGCUGCGCCAACUGUCACUGCCGGCCCUGCGCCGGUGGCAACCUACGCAGCCACCUCCGGCCAUGUCUGCGACCCAAUGUCCUCCCUCCCCUACACUUGCUACAACGCCUUCGGCAGCUCCUUCGCUUGCUGCGCCGACUCCGCGUGCCCCCCCCCGGGCCCGAUCGCUGUCUGCGCGGCCAGCCAGUCGACCACUCUCCAGUCCACUUCGUCUCUUGUUACCACCGACCCCGUCCCCGGAGCUUCCCCCGACCCGACCCCGGUUACUCUCCUGACCCCCUCUCCGACGUUUGCGUCCCGGCCGCAGACUGCCGCGAACACCAUUCCGAGCGCGACGAUGGAGCCCAUUCAGCCGGAGAAUGGGGUGUGCGGGUUCGACAGGCAGGGGCAGGCGCUGAACCAGUGCACGUCGUGCUUGCAAGUUGUGUUUUGCUGCCCCACGGGCUACACGUGCCCAACGGCGGACCCUGUGACGGCGUCGGACCCCAACUUCUGCAAAAUGGUCUACUGCCAGCUUAACGGCCAGAUCCCUGGUGCUUACUACUAAGUAGCUUAGGAAUAAACGCGGCGGCCGCUUCUUGUCCGGGGUUGUAGCUGCAGCGCUGGGUUUCCCUGCAUUGUAAGCCGCCACGUGUCACGAUAGGGUUGGUUGGAGGGCGAGUCUUAAAGUUAUGUGGUGUCGAUACGGUAGUCACCGUAGCUUACUUAUGACCGAGUCGUUUUCGGGACGUGAGUUCAAUCAGAUGUGCAGAACCUUCUCAAUCACUAGUGACCAUCUUAGAUUGCGCGACAACAGCAAAAGCUGUAUAGCGAUCGAGGGUUGGGUACACGUAGCAACAUUUAAUUCGACCACGAUCUCGAUGAAUUGAACUAUUACAGCUUGCUGAGCGAGCAACCAUUCGAUUUCCGAUAGGUCGGAUGGGCUGACCCUGAAGUCUGCUAUUCCUUGGUCCUCCUGCUGCAAUUAACAUCUAGUGUAGCUUGUUUGUUUCGACAAAUCAAACACUAUAUUGGUCAAAAGCCCCCGAGUCAGUUGCUCAAUGAUCUUUGGUGCAAUGGAAGGCGCACUGAAGUGCGGGUACCAUUAAGCAAUCAGGCAAUCAUCGGAUGGAGGCGCUCCUACGUCCC